GGUUUUGAGGUCAGGAGCAAGCUGAGAAAAGGAGGAGGAACCUAGAUCAAGGGGGGACCCGAGGUACGUUCUCUGUUAAUCCCGUAUUUCCAUAUUCUUGGAUGAUUUUUGGCUUGGUUACUCUGUUUUCUUGAUUGGUUUUUGAAAGAAAAACUGGUGAGGUUCACUUCAUCACGUCCAUUACGAGGUGUCUAAGAUCAUUGUUCGCACUUUUGCUUGGGAUAGACUCGAGUUUUUCUUUCCACCUAUAUUCAGCUUAGUGGUUUCCGUGAAAGGAGGCUUGAUUUAGCAAUAUGAUCUUUCUCUUUUCAUGCAUGGCUGUCAUCCUCGCGCACCCUCCUCCACCUUUCUCUUUACGCCACGCCAUGCACCUCAAGCCUUCUCGUUUUAGCAUGGCCAUGCAUGGCCACCUCUUGCCCGUACCCCAACCACCUUCUUCUAUUCUCCAGCAUUUAGAGACGACUAUGGCGGCGAUCGAGGCUCUGAACGACAAGAGCGGCUCCAGCAAGUCCUCUAUCUCCAAGCACAUCGAGUUGGCGCAUGGAGGUCUGCCGGCGGCUCACUCCACCCUGCUGGCGCACCACCUCAACAGGAUGAAGCAGAAUGGCGACCCCGUUAUGGUCAGGAACCACUGCAUGAAGCCUGACCCUAACGCGCCGCCACGGAAGGGUCGCGGCCGUCCUCCCGAGCCCGAGGUUCCUUUUCCUCCAGGAACCGUUCUCACGCCGCCGAGGCCUAGUUGCCAUCCGCUGAAGCCCAGAAACCCAUAUGCUCUGGUCUCUCCGCCGAAGAAGGUUUCCUCCGGAAGUGGAAAGCCACGCGGACGCCCUCCAUAGAAGCCCAAGGUGGGAACUUCGUCGGCUUUAGCGCCGGCGACCGGAGCAGCGAGACCUAGGGGAUGGCCGCCAAAGGCGAAGCCGGCGGUGGUUCCUGUUGGGUGUCGUUUCGAAUAGAGAUGUUGAGUGCUGUAGGAAUGGGUGUCUUUGGGUUUGAAUUAAGGCAUUAAGCCCAGCCGUGGUGGUAAUGGGUCUUGGGUUCACUCUUGGUGACGGGUUUGGGCUUGAGUUGGAGCCCAACCCAAGCAUAUUGAUGAAAGGCCCCAUGCCCCCUAUGCUAGCCACCCUCGUGGCCCAAGUCCAUGUUAAGCUAGCCCACUUGGUUACCUCAAUUUAAAAUGAAACCUCUAUACCUCUAAUCCUUCAAAAAUCCUAUAGCUUAAUUUAAUUUUUCGAUAAUUAAUUCAAAUCUCAUUUUCAUC
This is a messenger RNA of Vitis vinifera (wine grape), 1258 nucleotides long. Its product is annotated as HMG-Y-related protein B-like. Lineage: Eukaryota; Viridiplantae; Streptophyta; Magnoliopsida; Vitales; Vitaceae. The coding region runs from base 294 to 836 and encodes 180 amino acids. Gene Ontology annotation, molecular function: nucleosomal DNA binding; double-stranded DNA binding. The record is from RefSeq and is a predicted model, not a curated record. The transcript has a single exon. Gene Ontology annotation, biological process: chromosome condensation; nucleosome assembly; negative regulation of DNA recombination. Gene Ontology annotation, cellular component: nucleolus; nucleosome; chromatin.